AUGCCUGAAACUUCUUUCAUAUGAAAAGAACCUCUCUUCAUAUCAAAAAUAUGUGAAUAAAACAGCUCUGUAACCAUACGGUUCAAGAUUUUGCUAUGGGUUUACAGGCCCGAAAAGUUUCCGGGGCUUUCGAGAAAUGGGCCCCAGGUUUGUUGUGGAACCCUUAAGUUAAAUUCGUAAGGAGGUAUUAUCGUUUAAGGCAAUUCAUUUAUAAAUGACUGAACCCAAUCUUAACUUAAGGUGAUUUUAGUUACUAUGUGCCAUAGGUAAGUUAAUAAACUGAAUGUUUUCUUGUCUUCAAUUAUGAAAAUGAAUGAUUCUGAGGCAGCCAAGUGUAUACUAGCGACUUGCUUCGUAACUCAAAUUUUCUUUCAAUGCACACCUUUGAGGUAGGAUCAGUUUGCCUCCUAUCAUCUGCAGGUCAAAUGAUAUGAUAUAUUUUAUGGGACGCUUUUUAACUGAGUUCUGUGAACUUGAAAGUAAUCCAGUCACAGCGACCAAUCAGAUCAGAGGUAGAUAUCACAAUGAACCAAGGAGAACCUUGUUAAGCCUACAAUUAACAUAGAGCAUAGGAAAACGGCUUCAGCUUGUCAUCUGAUUCGUUGGGAGGAAGGCGCAAGUUUUCUUAGCCAAUCAGAGAGCGUGAGAAUCCCCCCUCCCCCCCGUAUAUUUUAUAAUAAUAAUAAAUAAUAAAUAAAUAUUUUGCUGAUUAUCCAUUCCUGUCGAGGUAAGGUUACACACCCCUAAAAGAAAGAAGUGCUAAUUUAAAACUGCGCAAUAACCCAAACAAUGUUCAAGAAGCGUUGCCUGACAAAUUAAAACAAUUUUUUUGUUCUGAAGCAUACAUCAUCUUACAGGGCUAUGCUCUGGAGAAAACAGGUUGCAAAAGUGCCAAUAGCUUUUAACAGGAUCUGAAUAAACAACAGCCUCCAGUCCACUUCACCAUAGAACCAGAGAAAGGCAGCAUUUAACUUGCCAUUGCUUGCAACGCAACUUCAAGAGAAGUGAACGUUUUCCUGUCUAGUCAAGAAAGGUGCUCAAAAGUAGAAAUUACUUUUCUGCUGGUCUUACAUUCUAAAUAUUGAAUUUUUUUCAGCUGUUAUUGAUUACUUAAGCGAGAGUGAGGGUUGUGUAUCGUGUUGUGUUACUUCCAAAGUGAGCGUGACUACUUCACAGUGUCAUAAAUACGAUAUGAAUCUAUGUCCACACAUUUUUGAAGACAACAUUCAGAGAAAUCUCUAAGGCUAAAUAGAUAACUUCCAAAUAUGACUAUUAGCCAGAAUAAAUGCAGCGUUGCAAAAGUUCCUAAUCAUUACCCACUGUGGAGUCAUUGAUAUUUAGGCUAGCCUGAGCGUUAUUUUAAUUUAGACUAGGCGGAGCGCUAUUUCGCCAUUUGGUGUUUUAAACAUGCCCUUCUUAGAGCUUACAUCUGGAUGGAAAGUGAAUUGAAAACGCUAAGAAGCGGCCACGUGGCAUCUUUCCAAGUGGUCUCUGUUUGCAAUACCGCUGGCGUGAUGGAUAGUGGCUUCGAAAACAUUUGCCGGUUUCGGUGACAUGGCAAAUUCGAGCAUCAUUGCAUUCACCUUUCUUUGUUUUGCCGGUGAUAGAUUGGGUUCCUAGUUUCUAUACGUUGCAGAAACAUGUCCCUAGACUCUGAAAUACGUAAACGAGCGGACAUGAACGGAGAAAUGGCUUCAGAGCAAGAUGACAUCCUGAUAUCGUCAGAGAACACAAUGAAAGCCACGACCUCUCUGAAGAGUGAUCGAAAAUGGCUUAUUUUGAACACGCACUUGAACGCUGUUAUAUAUUCAUCUUGUUUUUGGGUUCAAAUUGGAGUCCUGCCGUAUUUAUCAAAGAAACUUGGAGCAGACCCAGUGGUGUUUGGAUACCUUCAGACUACAUUUGCUGUGGUACAGUUGUGCGGUGGGCCAAUCUUUGGAAGAUUUGGAGAUAUUUUUGGUAGCAGAGCAGCUCUUGUUCUGUCGUUUGCUGCAGCGGCUUUAAGCUACUCCAUUCUUGGAAUAGCAUCCACUGUAAGCAUGCUGUUUCUUUCAAGACUUCCUUCAGUUUUCAUGCAUGCAAUGCAAGGAUCACAAAUGGUUGUAACAGACAUCUCAGAUCAGGAAGGUCGUGCAGAUGCACUUGGCAAACUGGGUGUGUCAUAUGCAAUUGGAAUGGUUAUUGGUCCCUUUAUUGGUGGUCUCAUCACAAAGAAUUAUGGAGAACAAUCUGCAGCAUUCUUUGCAGCAGCUUUUUCAUUCAUCAGCAUCUUCAUAGCAUUACUUUUCAUCCCACAUAAUACCAAAUCAUUAUCAAAAGGUGACAAAUCUGCUGAAAAGCUGCCAACAGAUAACAAGGAACAAUCAGGCAGUGUUUUUAGUGUCCAGAAGAUCCUUGAACUCAUGAAGAUACCGACAGUGUUUUACUUAAUAACUAUCAAAGUCAUCACAGGAAUCCCGUUUGGAAUUUUCCAGUCCAUGUUUUCUUUGGUGUCCAUGGAAUUUUUUAAGUUGGAGCCUCAGCACAAUGGCUUUGUCAUGUCUUAUGUUGGAGGUCUUUCAAUUCUUGUUCAAGGCCUCAUUGUAGGUGUACUGUCCAGAAGAUUUAGUGAAGCUGUUUUAUUGAGAAGUGCUAUUUGUGUUAUUGCCUUGGCUUAUGCUCUUUUGUAUAUGGUAACUGAUAUCUACCAGUUCUGUAUUGUGAUCAUACCAAUGGUGGUUGGUGGGACAACGCUAAACGUCAUCACAACAUCUGCCAUGACAAAAAGUGUCGCAAUCAACAAAACUGGUGCAGUAUUAGGUCUCUCCAUGGCAACCAACUCCCUUAUACGAACUGUCUCCCCCACCCUGGGGAGUAUUAUGUAUAAGAACUAUGGAUGGCCAUCAUUUGGUGUUUUGGGGCUUGUUGUGAAUGCGGCUGUUGCACUGUUUUUAUUUCUUCAUGGAAAAGACUCGUUCUAGAAAAGACUAAUUUAUAAGUUAUUGAUAAUAAACUAAUACCAUAAUGUAGAGCUCUAACUAGAGAUUACUGGGUGCAAACAUUUCGCAUUCAAAUCAUUGCCAAAGAGUUUUGCAAUAAUGUAGAAGUUAUUCGUCUUCAUUGUUUUACUCAAAUAUGUUCAGUGAAACUUGUCAGUCACUCUCAUUACAAACAUAGCCACUUACCCACAAGCCUGGGCAAAGCUAAGAUAUGGGUGGCAAAAAGAAGCGUAUAAGUUAUAGACAGAGAUGUAAAGAAUAGGUACAAACUGCCAAAGUGGUGAUGGGAGCAUGUAAGCAUUGCGUACCGCCUAGUUUCUGGAUAUGUUUGCCAUGAGAACACAACAAGUUAUUCAACACAUUCUAGACCUAAUGUAGUUUCUUACCACAAUUUACACAUUUGAUGUACCUGUAAGCAUAAAAUGUACCACCAAAUGUCAUUGAAUUUUAGCAAAUUAUGAAAAAUAAAGUUAUGUUGCUUUUUUAAAAAAUCUGUGCUGAGUACAGUUUGUCUUAAUUGAUAGUCAUAGUCAAUCCAAAAAUAGCACUGCUAAGUGUUGCAAGACAUUUAUAUCACCUUGGUGGUUAGUGAUGUCUAUGAUGAAAACUGCCUCGACAGAGACCUUCGCCCCCCUUCUCUAGCAAAAAAAAUAGUUGGCAACCAACUGUUUAAGAGUGACCAUGUAGUUAUGAUGAAGAUCACCCCUGAAUAAUUCUGAGCACUCUCAACUUUUUGCUAUGCUGCCUGUAGUCUGCUUCUUGCUACAGGGUCUGAUAGGGAGAGUAUGCACUAGCUGCUCUCCAGCGUCUGGUCUUUAUUCCUCCAGCGCAGGCUCAUUUCCCAAACAGUGGCUUGAAAUCAAGCCUAGAGGAUGUGCACUUACUUCGGUGAAACAUGAACACAGAAAAGGCAGUUUAUGGACAAGAAGUGCACACUGCACCGUUGUUUCAUUCCAAUCCAUUCUUGAGUUAAAACUGGCAUACUCUUUUCCAGACGUUUAAGAGAAAAGCAGACUGCAUGCCAGACUGCAAGCGGUUAAACUUUUUUCAAACUAUGCGCAAAUGUUUUCAACAGUUUUUGCAACAUAUUUCCUUAGUGUCCCAAUUCC
Molecule: messenger RNA, 4087 nt
Organism: Orbicella faveolata
Lineage: Eukaryota; Metazoa; Cnidaria; Anthozoa; Scleractinia; Merulinidae
Product: solute carrier family 22 member 18-like
Biological process (GO): transmembrane transport
Cellular component (GO): nuclear envelope
Molecular function (GO): transmembrane transporter activity
Source: RefSeq, a predicted model, not a curated record